Olea europaea var. sylvestris is the source of this 1082-nucleotide messenger RNA. RefSeq names its product auxin-responsive protein IAA14-like. Lineage: Eukaryota; Viridiplantae; Streptophyta; Magnoliopsida; Lamiales; Oleaceae. The transcript is spliced from 5 exons. Gene Ontology annotation, cellular component: nucleus. The coding region runs from base 145 to 858 and encodes 237 amino acids. Gene Ontology annotation, biological process: regulation of DNA-templated transcription. Gene Ontology annotation, molecular function: protein binding. The record is from RefSeq and is a predicted model, not a curated record.
AUACUCACCGUAUAUUAAUACCCCAUCUUGCUCCAAUGCACUCUUUCCCCAUCUUUCUAAUUUCUCAUUAUUGUCAUCAUAAACUUUAGUCUCUGCACCAUUAACAAGAAAAAAGAAAAGAUUUUGACAGAAAUUUUAGCCAAAAUGACUAUGAUAAGUGAAGAACACAAGAAGGAAAAGUUGGGUUUUGAGGAAACUGAGCUGCGUUUAGGAUUACCUGGCGGAGGAGGGAUUGUUAAUGAAGAUUUGGUUAAGAAUACUAAUGCAAAUGGUAAAAGAUGGUACACAGAAACUGUGGAUUUGAAGCUCAAUUUUGCUCUGAAGGAGACUGAGAAAGGGGAGAACUUGCAGGAAGAAAAGAAUCUCAUUUCUUGCUCUAAUGAUUCAGUCAAGCCACCUCCCAAGGCACAGGUUGUAGGGUGGCCACCAGUUAGAUCGUUCAGGAAGAAUAUUAUGGCUGUUCAAAAGAGCAGCUCCGAGGAGGGAGGUGGUGGCGCCGCCACCUUUGUAAAGGUUAGCAUGGAUGGUGCACCUUACCUUCGCAAAGUUGAUUUGAACAUGUACAAAAGCUACCAAGAUCUUUAUGGAGCCUUAGGCAAAAUGUUCAGUUCCUUUACUAUGGGUAUAUGUGAUUCUCAAGGAAUGAUAGAUUUCAUGAAUGAGAGCAAGCUUAUGGAUCUUUUGAAUGGUUCUGAUUUUGUUCCAACUUAUGAAGACGAAGAUGGUGAUUGGAUGCUUGUUGGGGAUGUCCCGUGGGAGAUGUUUGUUGGAUCAUGCAAGCGCCUCCGCAUAGUGAAAGGAACAGAGGCAAUAGGACUCGCUCCUAGAGCCGUGGAGAAAUGCAAGAACAGAAGCUAAAGUAGUGAAUUGCAGCAAAGCCUGCUCUUUUGUUCUCUGUGGUCCAAAGGCAAAAGGCACAAACGCAGGAGAAUGUUGGAUUAUGUUUUUCUUAUAUAUCAUAUGGUUUGUUGUAAUUUAUUGUUAAUCAACAGUGCUGAAAGUUUCUAAGUAUUCAUUAUUAUGGACAUAAACAAUAAAUAUAUUUGUGCUUAAGACUAUUUGACUAGCUUGUUUAUCACCAA